AUGUAUCCUACAUUAAUAUUUCUUUGUUUCGCACAGAUCGCCUUUUGUCAAGUUAUUGGCAAUGGUGUGACCGGUUAUGGUGUGCCAAUGAAUGGCAUUGCCGCCAACAAUUAUGCGGCAAACGAGUUCGCUGCAAACAACUUCGCUGCAAAUAGCAUUGUUGCAAACAAUUUGGCAGCAAGCAACGCACAAAUUGGCCCAAAUAUAUAUGGAAUUGAAAGUACUUUAGCCGAAAAUGAAAUCAGAGCGACAGCGAAUGCAGCAGCUUUAAGUGCUGCAGCUGGAAAUGCAGCUGCAAAUGCACAAAUGAAUGGCGUAUCAUUUGCUGGUUUGCCAAUAUCUGGCGUGCCACCAGUAGCUUUCGGUGACGUGGCUGUAGCUGGAGAGUUGCCAGUUGGUGGUUCUACAGCUGUGAAUGGCAAUGUUCCAGUUAUUGGAUUUGUAACAUUUGAGGGUCAUGUUCCAGCCGGUGGCACUGUAACAUUAGCCAGCAAUUGCGGCUAUAACAACCCAGCUGUUCUUAUUUGAUAGAAAU
Molecule: messenger RNA, 535 nt
Organism: Danaus plexippus (monarch butterfly)
Lineage: Eukaryota; Metazoa; Arthropoda; Insecta; Lepidoptera; Nymphalidae
Exons: 2
Coding region: 1-528 (175 amino acids)
Biological process (GO): chorion-containing eggshell formation; multicellular organism development
Cellular component (GO): egg chorion
Molecular function (GO): structural constituent of egg chorion
Source: RefSeq, a predicted model, not a curated record